Molecule: messenger RNA, 3272 nt
Organism: Microtus ochrogaster (prairie vole)
Lineage: Eukaryota; Metazoa; Chordata; Mammalia; Rodentia; Cricetidae
Gene: Strbp
Product: spermatid perinuclear RNA binding protein
Cellular component (GO): precatalytic spliceosome
Molecular function (GO): double-stranded RNA binding; single-stranded RNA binding
Source: RefSeq, a predicted model, not a curated record
CGAGGCCGCCGCUGCCGCCGAAGUCGAUCUCGGAUCCGCGAGCGCCACCAGGGCAGCAGCCGCCGCAGCCGCCGCCGCUGAGCUGAGGAGCCGGAGACGCGGGCGGACGAGGUGGCGGCGGCGGCGGAGCGGGAGAGGGGAACGGACGCGGGCGGAGCGCGGCGGCGCGGGUGUAAUCCAGAGAACAGUUUUCAAACAUCUUUGCUUACUUUUGACACUGAGCAGUUGGGAUUUAGGCAUAUGAGGAGGUACUGUCACACAAAACAGUGUCUAGUGAAGACGACAAGAAAGAGAGAAAAGGAUCGGAAAAAGAAGUUAAAAUUCCAUAGGAAACCAUGAGAUCUAUUAGAUCUUUUGCCAAUGACGAUCGCCAUGUUAUGGUGAAGCAUUCAACAAUCUAUCCAUCUCCGGAGGAGCUUGAAGCUGUUCAAAAUAUGGUGUCUACUGUUGAAUGUGCUCUUAAACAUGUCUCAGACUGGCUGGAUGAGAAUAAAGGCACAAAAACUGAUGGGGAGACAGAAGUAAAGAAAGAUGAGGCUGUGGAAAACUAUUCCAAGGAUCAAGGUGGCCGGACAUUGUGUGGUGUAAUGAGGAUUGGCUUGGUUGCAAAAGGCUUGCUGAUUAAAGAUGAUAUGGACCUCGAGCUGGUUUUAAUGUGCAAAGACAAACCCACGGAAACCCUGCUAAAUACAGUCAAAGAUAACCUUCCUGUUCAAAUUCAGAAACUGACAGAAGAGAAAUACCAAGUGGAACAAUGUAUAAGUGAAGCUUCCAUUAUAAUUCGGAACACGAAAGAGCCCACACUGACUUUGAAGGUGAUACUUACUUCUCCUCUAAUUAGGGACGAAUUGGAGAAGAAAGAUGGAGAAAAUGUAAUGAUGAAAGACCCUCCGGACUUACUGGACAGGCAGAAAUGCCUGAAUGCCUUGGCUUCUCUGCGACAUGCCAAAUGGUUUCAGGCAAGGGCAAAUGGAUUAAAAUCAUGUGUAAUUGUCCUCCGCAUUCUGCGUGAUUUGUGCAACAGAGUACCCACAUGGGCGCCGUUGAAAGGAUGGCCACUAGAGCUUAUAUGUGAAAAGUCUAUAGGUACUUGUAAUAGACCUUUGGGCGCUGGGGAGGCCUUGAGACGAGUAAUGGAGUGUUUGGCAUCUGGAAUACUACUUCCUGGUGGUCCUGGCCUUCAUGAUCCUUGUGAACGAGACCCAACAGAUGCUCUGAGCUAUAUGACCACUCAGCAAAAAGAAGAAAUCACUCAUAGUGCACAGCAUGCACUUAGACUAUCAGCCUUUGGCCAGAUUUAUAAAGUGUUGGAAAUGGACCCCCUUCCAUCCAGUAAGCCUUUUCAGAAGUAUUCCUGGUCAGUUAGUGAUAAAGAAGGUGUUGGAUCUUCAGCUCUAAAGAGGCCAUUUGAAGAUGGAUUAGGGGAUGAUAAAGAUCCGAAUAAGAAGAUGAAACGAAACUUAAGGAAAAUUCUGGACAGUAAAGCAAUAGACCUUAUGAAUGCACUAAUGAGAUUAAAUCAGAUCAGGCCUGGGCUUCAAUAUAAGCUUUUGUCACAAUCUGGCCCAGUCCAUGCCCCAGUCUUCACAAUGUCUGUAGAUGUGGAUGGUACAACAUAUGAAGCCUCAGGACCAUCCAAGAAAACAGCAAAACUUCAUGUAGCAGUGAAGGUUUUGCAGGCAAUGGGAUACCCAACAGGUUUUGAUGCAGAUAUUGAAUGUAUGAGCUCCGAUGAAAAAUCAGAUAAUGAAAGCAAAAAUGAAACAGUAUCUUCAAACUCAAGCAAUAAUACUGGAAAUUCUACAACUGAGACCUCCAGUACCUUAGAGGUAAGAACUCAGGGUCCUAUUCUCACAGCAAGUGGCAAAAACCCUGUAAUGGAACUCAAUGAAAAAAGGAGAGGUCUCAAGUAUGAACUCAUCUCAGAGACUGGUGGAAGCCAUGACAAGCGCUUUGUAAUGGAGGUAGAAGUAGAUGGCCAGAAAUUUAGAGGUGCAGGCCCAAACAAGAAAGUGGCCAAGGCAAGUGCAGCACUAGCUGCUCUGGAGAAGCUGUUUUCUGGACCCAAUGCAGCAAAUAAUAAGAAAAAGAAGAUCAUUCCUCAGGCAAAGGGUGUUGUGAAUACGGCAGUAUCUGCAGCAGUUCAGGCAGUUCGGGGCAGAGGAAGAGGAACUCUGACAAGGGGAGCAUUCGUGGGGGCUACAGCAGCUCCUGGCUAUAUAGCUCCAGGUUAUGGAACACCAUAUGGUUACAGCACAGCUGCUCCUGCAUAUGGUUAAUACUUUUAAGCAGUUUUCAGCACGUUUAUCUCACUUUAUUCUCGUUCUCCUCGGACCUUCGUAGCCAUAUCACUUGUAUAAGAUAGGCUGAGCUAUAGUGACUGUAAGCUGUGAUCUCAGUACACAAAGGUAAGCUCUUUUAUUUUCUGAUUAAAGAAAAAAUAACCAAUUAACACAACCUGCAUAUAUGACAAUCAUAUGAUGUAUUUGAUCUCUUAGGUCUUAUGUCACUGCAUUAACUUUAACUUUUUAUGGCCUAAAUGUAAAAUAGUAAUUUUCAGCAUUUGUUUUAAUACUCUUGUAAAUGCUUUUUAUUCAGGAGAAACAUUUCACAUUCACUGAGUCAAGUGUAUGUGAGUAGAAACUUAGAAUAUAAUGUAUAUGUAAAUUAUACAUAGAAGCACUUGUUUGAAUAUAAUAAUUCAGUGGUAGGAACACUUAACAAAGAAUCAAAAUGACAGGGCACUCUCUAGGAGUUGGAAUAUCAGAAACAGUAACAUUGGUAACAGUGCCAUAGGAUUUAUGUGUGCAAUUGCUACACAGGCUGAGGGUAUAAGUGCCAAUCUCAAGAAGAAAACCUUCUCGGACCUGUGUUACAUGCCCCAUUACAACAACAGCAAGAAGCCAUUAAAAAAAAAAGCAAUAAAAAAAGACAAAACUAUUAUUAACUGUGGGAAAUAUGUGUAAUUGGCUGUGUUAAGUUAUUUGCAGAAUCAACUUGAGCAAGACUCAGAAAUAGUGAUACAGAGUCCACAGAAAACAAAUUGACUUAAGGAAUCUAUGUUUUCCAAGUAGGGUACCUAGAGUAUUAUUUCUCACUGUAAUCAGUCAUCAACAAAGUUCAUUUAAAGAAUAUGAGGGUUAGGCCAGAUACUUUAAUAAGGAUUUGCUUCAUUUAGUAUACCCCAUAAAUACACUUCAUUAUGUUAGAUGUUCUGUGUUAAAGCUGUAUUUAUAUAGAUAGAUAUAUAAAAAUAAAUUUUAUGUUUUACA